AUAGUCUGAGAAGUUCUUCACUUUUUGUGUUCUCUGUUCUUCCCCUCCUUCCUUCACUUCCGCAGCAUUACAUAAGAUUUUUUUCUCAGUUCAGUCAAAGCGACACCGUUUUACACCAUUCGGUUAGUUUUCUCCUUUUCUUCAUCUUCUUCUUAUUCUCAAGAGAGUAACUCAACUCGCCGCCGCAAAACCCUACCGGAGCUGUUCGCCGCCGCCACAAAAAUUCAGACUCCGCCAUUCCCGCCACCGAUUGUAAUCAUUCAACAAUGGAUAAUACACCACAAUCUGAUGAAGCUAUCAACAGUAUUAAAGAUAUUCGACAACAGCUCGAAGCUCGAAUUGAAACUCAGCACAAAUCACACAUGGAUAUGCUUUCUUCUGUACAAUCCAUUAUACCUAACCUCGUUUCUUCUCUCGAUCUUUCGCUCAAAGUUCUAUCGUCUUUUAAUAAUCGGCCUUUUGCGCCUACACCGCCUCUUCCUCCGGCUCCACCUAGUUUUAAUCCACUCAAAUCAUCAAUGCAGCUACCUCAAAACCCUACUAGUGAUAGUGAGAAUAAUAAUCUUCAAAACCCUAAGGCCUUGUUGGUUAAUACAAAUUCGGAAUUAGAGAAAGUUAGUCCUUUGUCCAUUGUUAGAUCAAUGGUUGCGGUUUGUCUUUUAGGUCGAGUGCCUUUUUCGCCGAUUGAUUCUUCCACUGUGUUGAGGAAAUUGGAGAAUGAUCAGACGGUUACGGCGCAAGAGAAAGCUGCACUUCAGGAGCUUGGUGGAGAUUUGGGAGGGCCGACGCUUGCGGUGGAGAUUGCUUUGAGGUCAAUGGCGGAGGAUAAUGGUGCUGUUGAAUUGGAGGAUUUUGUUGUUAGUGGAAAAGCGAGGAUUAUGGUUUUGAAUAUAGAUAGGACUCGUCUUAUGAAAGAAUUGCCUGAAGCUGCGCUGAGUAAUCAGCAAAAUGAAUCGGGUUUUGGAGAUGGUAACACGAAUCAAAAUCAGCAGCAAAUUAAUGCUGGUAGCGCCAAUAUGAACGGUGUUAUGAUGGGAAGGCAAGUUUUGAGGCCAAUGUCUGAUAUGUGGAUGUCGCAUGGUGACCCUCACAUGUCAGGGUUACAACCAAUGUUUUCUGGUGGUGGACCAAGAGGAACACCGAGACUAAUGUUGGCUCCACACAGAGGUAUAGGUAUUCCGACGAUGCAUAGACUCCCAAUGGGGCCAAAUGCAUCAGGGAGUAGUUUUAAUGCAAUGCCACAGAAGCCAAAAACAUUAGAGGAGGAUAACAAGGAUCUUGAGGCUUUAAUAAAUAAGAAAUCGUUUAGGGAGAUGCAGAAAUCUAAAACCGGUGAGGAGCUUUUGGAUUUAAUUCAUCGACCAACUGCAAGGGAGACUGCUGUAGCUGCUAAGUUCAAAACUAAAGGUGGUUCUCAAGUGAGGCAAUAUUGUGACUUACUGACAAAAGAAGAUUGUCGACGCCAGACCGGUUCCUUUGUAGCAUGUGAUAAGGUUCAUUUUAGACGAAUUAUUGCUCUUCAUACUGACAUUAAUUUGGGAGACUGCUCAUUUCUUGAUACUUGCCGGCACAUGAAGACAUGUAAGUAUGUUCACUAUGAGUAUGACCCUACACCUGAUGUGCCUCCAACAAUGAUGGGUGCUCCUCCUCCUCCCAAACCACUAAAGCAGCAGCGUGCUGAGUAUUGUUCUGAAGUGGAACUUGGGGAACCACAAUGGAUCAACUGUGAUAUACGUAACUUCAGAAUGGACAUAUUAGGUAAGUUUGGAGUUAUAAUGGCCGAUCCACCAUGGGACAUUCACAUGGAGCUGCCUUAUGGAACAAUGGCUGAUGAUGAAAUGCGCACGCUUAAUGUCCCUGCUCUGCAAACUCACGGGCUUAUUUUUCUAUGGGUCACUGGACGUGCGAUGGAACUUGGGCGAGAAUGCUUAGAACUUUGGGGAUAUAAACGCGUUGAGGAGAUUAUUUGGGUGAAAACAAAUCAACUACAGCGAAUAAUUAGAACUGGGCGUACUGGCCAUUGGCUCAAUCACAGCAAAGAACAUUGUCUUGUUGGAAUAAAGGGUAGUCCUGAAGUAAACAGAAACAUCGACACUGAUGUUAUUGUUGCUGAAGUCCGGGAAACAAGCAGAAAGCCAGAUGAGAUGUAUCCGUUGUUGGAGAGGAUAAGUCCAAGAACAAGAAAGCUGGAAUUGUUCGCUCGCAUGCACAAUACUCAUGCAGGGUGGAUGUCUCUUGGUAAUCAAUUGAGUGGUGUGAGGUUAGUUGAUGAAGGACUGCGGGCAAGGUUUAAGGCAGCUUAUCCAGAUGUGGAGGUGCAGCCAGCAUCACCUCCCCGAGCUUCUGCUAUGGAGAUAGACUCUAGUGCUGCUGCUCAAACAAGCACAGAAUCAAAGUCCACUAUAACACAGUUUACAGAGCCUGCAGCUCCAGCUACUAUCUCUGCUUCAGUGGAGAAGGCAAUGUCCAUUGAUGUGGACACUAACUAAGUUUUUACCAUUUUAAGUUUAUGCUCUUGGGGUAUACCAAUUUUUUGUGAGCAUGGUAAUGUAAAUUUAAAUAAUGUUGUAGCAGUUGUUCUGUCAAAGUUGCAUUCAAGUUGUACUUAACUGUUACAAUUAUUUAUAUGUUUAGCAUGUUUAUCAGUAUUGCAUGA
Vicia villosa (hairy vetch) is the source of this 2656-nucleotide messenger RNA. RefSeq names its product putative N6-adenosine-methyltransferase MT-A70-like. The record is from RefSeq and is a predicted model, not a curated record. The transcript has 8 exons. NCBI's taxonomy places the organism in Eukaryota, Viridiplantae, Streptophyta, Magnoliopsida, Fabales, Fabaceae. Gene Ontology annotation, cellular component: RNA N6-methyladenosine methyltransferase complex. Bases 267 to 2489 code for a protein of 740 amino acids.